AUGGCGUGGUCCUGUGAUCCAGAUGUCAUUAGCAACCAACCCAACGUGAUCAAGUACAGUUCAGAGAAGCCCAACUGGGAUUACCAUGCUGAAAUAGAAGCAUUUGGACAUCGGUUACAGGAGACCUUUUCCUUAGAUCUUCUCAAAACUGCAUUUGUUAAUAGCUGCUAUAUUAAAAGUGAGGAGGCCAAGCGCCAAAACCUUGGAAUAGAGAAAGAAGCUGUUCUUCUGAAUCUUAAAGAUAAUCAAGAACUCUCUGAACAAGGGACAUCUUUUUCAAAAACUUGCCUCACACAAUGUCUCGAGGAUGCAUACCCAGACUUGCCCACCGAAGGCAUUAAGAGUCUCGUUGACUUUCUCACUGGUGAGGAAGUGGUAUGUCAUGUGGCCAGAAACUUGGCCGUGGAGCAGUUAACACUGAGUGCAGAAUUUCCAGUUCCCCCGCCUGUUUUACAGCAGACUUUCUUCGCAGUAGUUGGAGCCUUGCUGCAGAGCAGUGGCCCUGAGAGGACUGCUCUUUUCAUCAGGGACUUCUUAAUUACUCAGAUGACUGGAAAAGAACUCUUUGAGAUUUGGAAGAUAAUAAAUCCCAUGGGGCUACUGGUAGAAGAACUGAAGAAAAGGAAUAUUUCAGCUCCUGAAUCUAGACUUACCAGGCAGUCUGGAAGCACCACAGCUUUGCCUGUGUUUUUUGUUGGCUUGUACUGUGAUAGAAAGCUGAUUGCGGAGGGACCUGGGGAGACCGUGCUGGCUGCGGAAGAAGAAGCUGCUCGCGUGGCGCUCCGGAAGCUCUACGGGUUCACGGAGAACCGCCGGCCCUGGGACUAUUCCACACCCGGAGGGAAUUUCAGAGCAGAGAAGCUACCCGGCUACCCGGCCAAGCAUGUGGCAGCCUGAGAUCUGCGAGCCAGGCAGUGAGACACAGGU
Messenger RNA from Puma concolor (puma), 927 nucleotides. NCBI's taxonomy places the organism in Eukaryota, Metazoa, Chordata, Mammalia, Carnivora, Felidae. The record is from RefSeq and is a predicted model, not a curated record.